UAUUAAUCCAAAAAUGUCUCAGGCGAGCACUGAAGAAAUGAUACAUAGGUUCGAGGCAGCAGAGAGCUCUCUUCUAGACAUUAGCCCAUUCACUGUGAUCUUCUGUUUAAUCUCCCUACUAUCCUUCUACUUCUCAUUCAGAAUUUUUAAGAUGGUGAAACAGCAGAAUAAGCUCCUCCAACAGAAUUCUCAGAAGGCAGCUGAGCCUAAUUAUGAAUAUGAUGAACCUGAAGGAGUCUUGAGAAGGAGACAGUCACGAGAUAGGGACACUCGGAUUAGAACAAAUCAAAACAUUUACAGAAUUUGUAUAACUGGAGGUCCUUGUGCUGGUAAAACAACUUCUCUUGCCACUUUGAGAUCCCAAUUGCAGGAAAAAGGAUAUAUGGUGCUGGAAGUGCCUGAAGCAGCCACAAUGAUGAUGAAGGGAGGAUGCUUCAUCCAGACUUCCUCCAUGUCGUUCUCCCAAGCAGUAAAGUUCCAGAUCAGUCUGAUGCAAAUGCAAAUGCACCUUGAAGAUGUGUUUAUUGAAAUUGGUAUUAAUUCAUGUCAACCUUGAGUUGUGCUCAUGGAUAGAGGAGUUAUGGACGGGAGUGCUUACACAAGCCCCAAGAUUUGGAAAGCAAUUCUUAAUGAAACUGACUGGACAACCAUCCAACUCAGAGAUAGAAGAUAUGACGCUGUAAUCCACUUGGUCACUGCUGCUGAUGGAGCCGAAGAAUUUUAUGGUAAGAAUAACGAGGCAAGAUACGAGACCAUUGAGCAAGCAAAGGAAGUUGAUUCAAAGCUCAUUAAUGCUUGGACCGGUCAUCCUCAUUUCAAGAUCAUAGACAAUCAUCAUGAAGGUGGGUUUAAGGGCAAGAUUCAAGAGAUUUUGAAAACAGUAACCAAGCAUAUUGGUCUUCCGGAUACAGCCUUUGUUCAAAGAAAAUUUUUGCUCAUGCAAGAUGGAGAAGGAAGAUUCAUCAUAAACGAACCUACUGGCCUUAAAAGAGAAACAUUUGAAGUUGAAGAAAUCUUCUUAGCUCCAAGAGGAACAGAAGAAAUAGAAAGCAAGAUUAGAAGCCGUGGAAAAGAAGAUUCGUACACUUAUAUCCACGAAUCAAAGACAGUUGUUAAAGGUGAAGAAAUUAUAAGGAAAAGACAGAUCUCGGCAAGAGAGUUCAUCCAGCUCUCUGAUCAGAAAAUAGAGAAUACCAGUCCUGUAGAGAAGAUUAGACACUGCUUUAUUUACAAGAACCAGAACUUUGUUGUAGAUGUGUUUAAGAGCAUAAAGGGAAAUCCAAUUAUUUUGAGACUGGAAACAGAUACCAAGAGUGAUGAAAUCUCCAUUCCUCCUUUCGUAAAAGUUUGUAAAGAAGUCACAGGUGAAGAUUUCCCUAUCUACACAACUAAUGUGAUGAGCAGAAGAGACUAUGAGAUGCCUCCAGAAGAUAUCGAAAGAUGCAGAAUGAAUCUAGACAUUGACGCCGGCCUUGGUAUGGGCAAGAAGAACAGCAUUAGUAUUUGGAAUAUGAAAGACGAUGAUGCCACUAUCCAAGAGUAAUAG
Molecule: messenger RNA, 1546 nt
Organism: Moneuplotes crassus
Lineage: Eukaryota; Ciliophora; Spirotrichea; Euplotida; Euplotidae
Source: the annotation of a GenBank genome assembly